Messenger RNA from Acanthosepion pharaonis, 705 nucleotides. The record is from the annotation of a GenBank genome assembly. NCBI's taxonomy places the organism in Eukaryota, Metazoa, Mollusca, Cephalopoda, Sepiida, Sepiidae.
AUGUCUAAUGGCAAGACUUUCCGAUGUAUCGUGGAUCUUUAUAUAAAGGCGGUGUCAGCUCCUGGCAUACGUCUCCCCAGAAAAGAUCGUUUGUACCUAAGUGUCUUCAUAUUUGGGCAAUACAAAAUCACAAAGCUUGUGAAACGGAACUUACCAUUAAUAUUUGAAGAAAAAUUCCAAUUUGAUAAGAUUUUCUUUGACCAGAAACAUCCAACCGAUAUAAUCAAUAUUAACUUGAAAGACCAGAUGGUCCUCAUUGAACUGAUUCAAAAAUCUCCCAAGAAUGGGGCUUUUCAACUGGCAACAUACUGUGAUUCAGCCUCAAGUUUCCUUUAUCCUUAUUUUUCUCUUACACCUGUCUAUGCCAGCAGCCAAAGAGAACUUCUCAUGUCUCGGUCGCCGGAAUAUACAGGAAUCUCACCAAAGUUAGAAUUCCAGGUGAAUACCCAAUUCUAUGAAGAACCCCUGAUGAGUAUCAAAGAUUCAUUGGAAGGUCUUCAGGACACUAUUAAAAGCAUCCCAAAUGAAAAAUGGAAAACUGAUUCUACAGCCAAAAAAUAUACAAAAUUUUCAGAACAUGAAUCACUGCUGCCCUUUGAAAAUGGUCUUUCCCAUCGAUUAUACAGUCAACAAAAACAGACCAAAUCAGAGUGGUUUCCAAUAGAAGAAUUGGACAGAGAUCUAACUGAAUUUUUCCAAAAGUAA